This is a messenger RNA of Neoarthrinium moseri, 1236 nucleotides long. RefSeq lists its product as uncharacterized. NCBI's taxonomy places the organism in Eukaryota, Fungi, Ascomycota, Sordariomycetes, Amphisphaeriales, Apiosporaceae. Gene Ontology annotation, biological process: retrograde transport, endosome to Golgi. Bases 1 to 1236 code for a protein of 411 amino acids. The record is from RefSeq and is a predicted model, not a curated record. The transcript is spliced from 2 exons. Gene Ontology annotation, cellular component: late endosome; cytoplasm. Gene Ontology annotation, molecular function: oxidoreductase activity.
AUGUCAUCUACUGUGAUAUUAGGCGCCGGAAUCAUCGGUGUCUCCACCGCUUACUACCUCAGUAAGCACCAGCCAACCUCAAGCAUCCACCUCGUGGAGCCGUCGCCGGAGCUCUUCGCCUCGGCGUCCGGAUUCGCCGGUGGGUUCCUGGCCAAGGACUGGUUCUCGGCUGGCGUGGCAGAACUCGGGGCUCUCAGUUUCGAAGAGCAUCGGAAGCUCGCGGAGAAAGAGGAUGGAGCGAGGAGGUGGCGGUACUCGAGCAGCACGUCCAUCAGCCUCUCUCCACCGUCAAAGUCCAAGAAGAAAGCCGCCGUCUGGCGCAGCGAAGGCUCAAGCAGGGCGGAGGCAGCGAGUGGCGACCGGUCACAGGGUAUAGCACCACCAUGGUUGUGGAGGGAGGAAGGCGAUUCCGUGGAGGCCAUAGGCGAAGAAGGCACCGUUGCUCAGGUCGAACCUCUACAGCUAUCUCAGUUUCUUCUGAAGAAAUGCAUAGACGCUGGCGUGCGGCUCCAUCACCCAGCCAAGGUCAUAUCAGUAGAAACUGACGUGCGAAACGAGCUCUCUAGCGUCUGUAUAGCUGACACUCAGUCGAGCACCGAGACCGACGUACCCUGUACAAACAUUAUCAUCACGGCUGGCGCCUGGUCCCCGCGGGUGUUCAAGGCAUUGUUUCCAAGAUCCACUCUUGACCUGCCCGUGUCUGCUCUUGCCGGCCACUCGCUCGUGGUGAAGUCGCCGCGCUGGACCGAGGCCCACGAGCCGCACGGCACACAUGCCAUCUUCAUGGCCGGGAGGGGUGGGUACUCUCCGGAGAUCUUCUCGAGGUUGGGCGGGCACAUCUACAUCGCGGGCCUCAACUCAGCGUCAGAGCCGCUGCCAGAGCUCGCUACCAAGUGCAGGGGCAACAUCUCGCAAGACGCCGUUCGGACAUUACGAGAUACGGCAAGGGAGGUAUUGGGUCAAGGGCAAGCAGAGGACGAUCUCGAGGUCGUCAGGGAGGGACUGUGUUUCCGGCCAGUUACGAAGAACGGGACGCCUAUCAUCAGCAGGAUCCCAGACGACGCGCUCGGUGCGGGUAUCAAUACUAGGCCAGGCGCUGAGGGCGGUGUCUACCUCGCUGCUGGUCAUGGGCCAUGGGGGAUCAGUCUGAGCUUGGGCACCGGCAAGGUGCUCGCAGAAAUGGUUCAGGGAAGAAAGCUCAGCGUCGAUGUUUCGAGUCUAGAACUCGAUAUCUGA